Molecule: messenger RNA, 1730 nt
Organism: Periophthalmus magnuspinnatus
Lineage: Eukaryota; Metazoa; Chordata; Actinopteri; Gobiiformes; Gobiidae
Gene: rnf130
Product: ring finger protein 130
Exons: 9
Coding region: 106-1287 (393 amino acids)
Source: RefSeq, a predicted model, not a curated record
AGAACCGAAAACAAAGACAAACAAGAGAGAUGUGAACCGGAGGAACCGGGACAUCACCGGGAAUACAGCGUCCUCUAGGAGACAAGGACACGAGGACACGAGGACAUGGACCUGCCCUGGACUUGGACUCAGGUCCUGGUUCUGGCCGUGCUGCAGACCGUGUGGGCGGGGCAUCGAAACCUACUGCCCGACGACCACGUGGUUGCUACGGUAAACGCCACGGCCUCUGACUCUAAGGGCAACAUCGUCCACAUCAGCAGCUCUGAAGACGCUCUGUUUGGUCUGCACUCGCCCAAGACCGAAACACGAGGCCUCCUGCUCGCCCCGACACCGCACAACGGAGUUGUGGACCUUCAGGGCUGUGAUCCUCAGACCCGCUUCAGUCCUCCUCGCUCUGUCCAGUGGGUGGCGCUGAUGCAGAGAGGAAACUGCACUUUCAGAGAGAAGAUCCAGAGAGCAGCUUCAUUCAAGGCCAGCGCAGUACUCAUCUACAACAACAGCAGUAACGAGACAGUACGCAUGGGCCACGAAGGUACUGGUGCUGUGGUGGCGGUGAUGAUUCCGGAGCUCUUUGGCCGAGAGCUCUUGUCCCUGCUGGAGAGGAACCUGUCGGUGCACGUGAGGGUCUUGGUGGGACCUCGGUCUCAGAACUCGUCCCGGUCUUCUCUGCUCUUUGUCUCUGUGUCCUUCAUCGUUCUGCUCGGCGUCAGCUCUGCCUGGCUCCUGUUCUACUGCGCACAAAGGCUACGAGGAUCCACCAGAGGGCGCACUCAGAGAGGAUUUGGAGACGCAGCUAAAAAGGCUAUAAGGAAACUGACCACGAGGACUGUUCGGAGAGGAGACAAGGAGACUGACCCAGACUUUAAUCACUGUGCCGUUUGCAUCGAGUCCUAUCAGCUCAAUGACGUGGUCCGCAUCCUGCCCUGCAAACAUGUUUUCCACAAAGGCUGUGUGGACCCCUGGCUGAACGAGCACUGCACCUGCCCCAUGUGCAAACUCAACAUCCUGAAGGCCCUGGGGAUCGUGACCAGUAUUCCGUGUGUGGACUCUGUCUCAUUGGAUGGAUCCCGGUAUAGUCCCGCCUCCCGGAGCCAGAGAACCCCGCUCAGUGACUCCCUACAGCCGUCAAUCAUUCUGGAACCAAGCCCCGCCCACCCAGAGGCCACACCCACUGACAUUACCAUCACUGUGACCAGUGGAGUGCAGCUCUUCUCUCCUGUAGCGCCCCCUCGUGGAGUGGCGGAGGUGGAGAUCCCAGAGUCAGACUUUUAUGAAGAUAAAUCCUGAUCCUGGCUCUAGACUCUUGGUCCAUGGACGUCUGGACCAGGACCGGCCCGGUCUCCAGCUGUGAGCCUGCUUUGGAACGGUUCUUUUGAAUCCAUUUGGGACUCAAAUCAGACCGGACCCGGACCGAUACUCGAGGGUUUUGAACUCUGCCGAACAGUAUAACAAAGGCUGUAUUUAAACCACUGAACGUAUCAUAACGUGGCUAAUGUACUGAGCCACAGCCUUAUACUAUGUCAGACCCUAGACCUGUUCAAUCCAGUUCAGAACCAAUCAGAACCGAUUCUGAACCGGUUCUGAACCGGUUCGUCAAACCCUUUAAACAGUUGUGAAACUUGGAUUUGAACAAGUCUAAAAGUAUUUAACUGAAGAGUUUAUAAUGGUCCUCAUAAUCUUCUCAUCCUCCUGUCCCUCCUUCUCCAUCCUCUUGCCCUUUUCUUUCUUUC